Messenger RNA from Pecten maximus, 2782 nucleotides. RefSeq names its product DNA-directed RNA polymerases I, II, and III subunit RPABC1. Gene Ontology annotation, cellular component: RNA polymerase II, core complex; RNA polymerase III complex; RNA polymerase I complex. Bases 165 to 797 code for a protein of 210 amino acids. The record is from RefSeq and is a predicted model, not a curated record. NCBI's taxonomy places the organism in Eukaryota, Metazoa, Mollusca, Bivalvia, Pectinida, Pectinidae. The transcript has 8 exons. Gene Ontology annotation, biological process: DNA-templated transcription. Gene Ontology annotation, molecular function: DNA binding; DNA-directed RNA polymerase activity.
UUACGACUUAACACGGUAUUUCAAUGAAGACAAACACUUUGCUGACUUUGUGUUCUAACAAUAACUUCCGGCAAAAACACACGCUUUGCCUAAGCAGUUUUAAAAGUUGUGCAAUACAUAGCGAUAUAUCACACCGAAAAGGUUUGUUAUAAUCCAAAUUACAAAUGGAUGAUGAACAGGAAGUGUACAAGCUAUGGAGGAUUAGAAAAACAAUUAUGCAGCUUUGCCAUGACCGAGGAUAUCUAGUAACUCAGGAUGAAUUGGACCAAACGUUGGAUGAAUUUAAAGAACAAUUUGGAGACAAACCAAGUGAGAGGAAGCCAAGCAGAAGUGACCUCAUUGUGUUGGUCGCCCAUAACGAUGACCCCACAGAUCAGAUGUUUGUAUUUUUCCCCGAGGAACCAAAAGUGGGAAUCAAGACAAUAAAAACAUAUUGUCACAGAAUGCAGGAAGAGAAUAUCACGCGAGCCGUCAUCAUUGUUCAGACUGGAAUGACACCUUCAGCAAAGUCGUCCCUUACAGACAUGGCCCCUAAGUACAUCCUGGAGCAGUUUUUAGAAUCAGAACUUCUUGUCAACAUUACAGAACACAUGCUGGUACCCGAACACGUGGUGAUGAUACCGGAUGAGAAAACAGAACUGUUGAGCAGAUAUAAAUUGAAGGAAUCCCAGUUACCUAGGAUACAACAAGGAGACCCAGUAUCACGAUAUUUUGGACUCAAAAGAGGCCAGGUUGUAAAGAUCAUCAGGAACUCGGAAACGGCAGGAAGAUACGUUAGCUACCGACUUGUAGUGUAAUGACCGGGGAUGUGUGAUAGUGUAAUGACCGGGAUGUGUGAUAGUGGGGGUAUGUGUGGGUACUCUGGUGGGUGAAUGUGUGUACUAACAAGUAUGUCUGGUAGGUAGAGAACACAAUCAUUUUAACGGUACAUUGUCCAUUUUCAAAAUAGAGCACACAAUAAUUUUAAUGGUGCAUUGUCCAUUUUCAAAACAGAUUUAAAUUGUUCUUUUUCAUAAUAUGUGAGAAAAGAGAAUAAUGAUAAUUGAUAAGUCAGUUGAAAUAAUUGCAGGCGUAUAUUUUCUGUUCGUUAUCAGUAAUUGGAAUAAACUAAUUCAACAGAUAUCAUAUAUCACCAUUGUAUUGUGUUGGUAGGUGACAGUUUUGGACUUACCUGUACUUGGUUACAUCAAUGGUCCUAGCUUACCAGUAAGAAAAUCACUAAAUUAAAAUUUUCUAUAUGGAAGCAUUAUUGUAUUUAAGGAAAAAUCUUAGUUAAGGAGCUUUCCGUUAAUCCAACAAUACUUUCCAAGAAUAUUUUUAAGUUCAGGAAUAUUUAUGAAACUGUGGCCAGGUGAUGCUCAGUGUAACGCAGUGAGAGUAAGGAUCUGUAGUGAGAUUGAGUGAUAUAAGUCUGCUGUUAGAAUCUUGAACAAUGUUUUUUAACUGUGGAGAAUAAAUACAAAACAAUGAAAGAUGUUUCAUUUCAUUUAAGUUCAAUUUCCAACUUAAAGCACAUGGUGUCUGUGGCCAUGGGCGAUUCUGUUAAAAAGUGACUUUGUGCCCUGUGCCAGGUCAGUAGAUUUGGACUAUCAAUACCUGUAUGUUACACCUGUAUGUUACACCUAUAUGUUACUCUGUAUGUACCUGACAGAAAGCUGAUUAUCUGUUUCUAUCAGGUCAUUGUUACGCCACAUUUCCCCACCUCACCUGUAUGAAUACCUGGUAAUUACAGAGGUCAGCUCCCUGAUUAGACCGUCUGAUCCUUUGAUCAUCAGGGCUAAGGCAGGUGUACAAUCUGUAGUACUUCAGGUAGAAUAAGGUGUGAAGGACACAUGGCUUUGUUUAAAAUCUUGUUACUUUACAAAUCACUAAAUACUAGAGAAUACCUGUAUUAUCUAUAGGUGAUGCUUACCUAUCAGAAAACAACACCUAACAAAUGAUUAUGUGAACUAACACCUGUGUUUUACCUGCUACAGUUCACAAACUAAAACCUGUUUGUACAGAUCAGAAACACAUACUUCUUUUCAUGAUUAUCUUAUUUUGACAGUUUAAUGCUUCAGCUUAGUGUCAGCUCAUCACUGUAGACAAAGUGUGGAUGUAGUAUGUCACUGUUUUGUGUAGGUCACUGUUAUAAUACAUUAUCAUAGUACAAUGAUUGUGUCAUCUACAGCUAUGGUCUUUUGUUGAGGUACAAGGUUUUAUUGACCCAAGAAAAAGUAUAAUAACUGAGGACAAAGCCCUAGAUCAACAUCCAUUUUAUCUCUGGGUGAUAAAAACUGUUAGCCCUGUAUAUUGACCGAACACAAAAAUAGCUACAACAGAUUUAUCAUUUUCUGGUCUGCUACAAUAAGAUAUCACUUAAUUUGAUGUCAAAAGGAAGUUAACUGUCUGAACAUUUUCUCUUUUGAUACUGUUAUCCCAAUACUCACUCACUCCAGUUCAGACUACUAAUCUCCGAAUAAAAAGUAAAAGAUGUUAUGCUGGCUUAAUUUAUGCUGAUAAUUUAGAACAAAAAAUGGUUUUAGACAUUCUGUCUUCAUAGGCUUCAUUGUACAUUUCAGUGGACAAGAAACACGUAACAGGUCAUUUGUAUUAUGCAGCUUUGGUCAAUGUUAAAUGUUACUACCUUCCUGACUUAGCCAUUGAAGGUAGAAAUGUACAUUCUAAUAACCGUAUUUGUGUCAAGCUGAAUGAAGAAAUAUUUCUUGAAUUGUACUUUAAAAUUCCCAGUUUUAAUCUGAUAUGUUCAAGUUAAGUCCUAAUAAAGUAAUUUUCAGAGUGA